Asparagus officinalis (garden asparagus) is the source of this 1921-nucleotide messenger RNA. Its product is annotated as double-stranded RNA-binding protein 2-like. NCBI's taxonomy places the organism in Eukaryota, Viridiplantae, Streptophyta, Magnoliopsida, Asparagales, Asparagaceae. Bases 246 to 1691 code for a protein of 481 amino acids. The transcript has 4 exons. Gene Ontology annotation, molecular function: double-stranded RNA binding. The record is from RefSeq and is a predicted model, not a curated record.
ACGGGCUUUCCUUGUUUUUUUUAGCUGUCGGAUUUUGAUUCUGUUUGUUACCUUCGUUUAUCAUAGAAUUAUACUGAAAUGGGUUGCGUCUGAAACUGCGAAAUUGGCAUUUUGCAUUGAAUAUUGGGGGUUGCCUUGGGGGGUUUAGGUGCGAUUUUUUGGUUGAGAGAUGUUGAAGAGCUGCCAUUUGUGAUCCUACGGUCUGCCUGGCUCUUGAGCUUCUGAAAUUUCUUAGAAAAUAUGGCAUGUAUAAGAACCAGCUGCAAGAACUUGCUCAAAGAAGUUGUUUCAACUUGCCCGCUUAUGCUUGCAUCCGCGAGGGACCAGAUCAUGCUCCUCGGUUCAAGGCGACCGUCAAUUUCAAUGGUGAGGUCUUCGAGAGCCCGAACUUUUGCACUACAUUAAGACAAGCAGAGCAUGCAGCAGCUGAGGUAGCUCUAAAUACCCUCUCGAGGAGAGGCCCGUCGAGAUCAUUGGCUGCAAAAGUUCUGGAUGAAACUGGUGUUUACAAGAACUUACUUCAAGAAACGGCUCACCGAGCUGGGUUGAAAUUACCAGUUUAUACUACAAUUCGCUCUGGACCGGGCCAUACACCUAUAUUCUCAUGCACGGUAGAGCUUGCGGGAAUGAGCUUUAGUGGAGAGCCUGCCAAGACCAAGAAGCAAGCUCAAAAAAAUGCUGCCAUGGCUGCCUGGUCUGCGUUGAAACAAUUGCCACAGUCUGGUUCCUCUUGCUCAUCCUGCUCUUCACCAUCCGACCACGAGCAAACCGACGAACAAGGUCAGAUAACUGUGGCCCGUGUACUCUCAAGCCUGUGUCAUUCAGAAAGCAACAAGCAAUCUCUUCAAACCAGUGACCGACAUCAUAAAAGCCAUCAGAGACCAGUUACAGUUCCGCAUAACAGAACCAAUUAUUCCUACUAUCCCAUGCCUUUUCACAAUUGGGCUUAUCCAAAUCUCUCGCCAGAUGCACUAAUGUACCAUAUGUGGCAUCAAGCCCAAGCAUCUCACCUUGCAAAUGCUAGAUCCAUACCAUUUCUUCGGUCCAUGUUACAACCUUCUCAAAGUCAAUUAUACCCGGGGAUUGCCCAAGAAUGUAUGAAUCCAAUGCUUUGCUUCCCUCGAUCCACUACCCCAGUUCUGUCAAAUCCAUCAAGAAUCCGGUCUCAGGUGACUAUUCAAGAGAUUCACGAGGAGAAAACCCAAUCAGAAGACAAAGAAUGGCUUCGUAAUGGUAAUCCGGAUGCUAUCAAUCUUCAGUGUGAUGGUUCCAACAGAGAGACCGAUAUUUCCCACAAAGUAUUUGAUCCAUUGUCUACAGUAUCUGAUACCUUUGUGGUUAAGGAUCCCUGUGAGAGUAAAAUGAUCCGAGAGAGAGAAUUUGGCUCGACCGGUCCAAGGGGGUUUAGACCACCUCAGAUGUCGCUUUCACGAGCAAGAGGUCCAUCCACUGCUACCCCAGUAACUAUAAGGACUCAGGUGCCGGCGUGCUCAACAAGGCCUAGUUUAGUAAACCAGAAUGAUUGGUUGCCGCCUCCGGUGAACUUUAUGGCUCCACCUGUUCACAUGAGAACAGUUGUGCCGGUAUGUUCAGCUCCUCCUGUAAGAGAACCACAUUCAGCACAAAAGAGCAGUCAGGACGCAGAGGACAAUAGAGGGGUCAGUUCAGAGUUUUCUAAGCUUCAGAUAUGAGCAACAAUUUUGGAAUCAUUUUAGCUACAACUCUUUCAUCACUUUAAAAUAGAGCAAUGUAUUGCAUUGGCUUGUGGGGUUAUCUACUGUUGUUCCACGGUGGGGUCGAAGAAAAUAAAAUGCAAAAGGUUUAUUUUAAUUUUUUUCAGUGUAAAUUCUUUGUUGAGAUGGAAAACUGGAGAGUGAAAUUAUUGGUAUCUUGGUCUUGAAUGCAAGUAUUAUUUUGCGUA